Molecule: messenger RNA, 1689 nt
Organism: Eurytemora carolleeae
Lineage: Eukaryota; Metazoa; Arthropoda; Copepoda; Calanoida; Temoridae
Gene: CkIIalpha
Product: casein kinase II subunit alpha
Exons: 5
Coding region: 43-1170 (375 amino acids)
Biological process (GO): protein phosphorylation
Cellular component (GO): nucleus; protein kinase CK2 complex; cytosol
Molecular function (GO): protein serine/threonine kinase activity; ATP binding
Source: RefSeq, a predicted model, not a curated record
ACUGGUGUGUCUGGUUUGUGAAUGAACUAGAAAAUAUAAAAAAUGCCGCUAGCCAGCCGAGCCAGAGUAUAUGCAGAUGUCAACUCACACAGACCCCGUGAGUACUGGGAUUACGAGGCCCAUGUUGUAGAGUGGGGAAACCAGGAUGAUUAUCAGCUGGUUAGAAAACUUGGUAGAGGGAAGUACAGCGAAGUAUUUGAGAGUAUAAAUAUUACUUCCAGUGAGAAGUGCGUCGUUAAAACUCUGAAACCGGUAAAAAAGAAGAAGAUAAAACGAGAAAUUAAAAUCCUGGAAAACCUGCGGGGUGGCACCAACGUGAUCACACUCCACGGCGUGGUGAAGGAUCCCGUGUCCCGGACCCCGGCCCUAAUAUUUGAACACGUGAAUAACACGGAUUUCAAGCAGCUGUAUCAAACUCUCACCGAUUACGAUAUCCGGGGAUAUCUGUACGAACUGCUCCGAGCUCUGGACUAUUGUCACAGUAUGGGAAUUAUGCAUAGAGAUGUUAAACCUCACAAUGUAAUGAUUGAUCAUGAAAAUCGUCGGCUCCGACUUAUUGACUGGGGGCUAGCUGAAUUUUACCAUCCGGGGCAGGAAUAUAAUGUUAGAGUUGCGUCCCGAUACUUCAAGGGUCCUGAGCUGCUGGUAGAUUACCAGAUGUAUGACUACAGUCUGGACAUGUGGUCCCUGGGCUGUAUGCUCGCAUCAAUGAUCUUCAGGAAGGAACCCUUCUUCCACGGACACGACAACUACGAUCAGCUGGUCAGGAUUGCUAAGGUGCUGGGGACGGAGGAGCUCUACGAGUAUUUGGACAAGUAUCAGAUAGAACUUGAUCCUAGGUUCUCCGAUAUACUCGGGAGACACUCCAGGAAACGAUGGGAGAGGUUUGUACACAGUGAGAACCAGCACCUUGUCUCUCCAGAAACCUUGGACUUCCUGGAUAAAUUGUUAAGAUAUGAUCAUCAGGAGAGGUUGACUGCAAUGGAGGCUAUGGAGCACGCUUACUUCUAUCCUGUUGUUAAAGAUCACGGUCGUAUCUCUAACAUCUCUAGUUCUCCUACUGGAGGAGCAGGUGGUCUAGGAGCAGGAUCCAUCCCUCAACAGGUUCCAUCGUCUCCUGUUCUAUCUCCCAACAACACUCCUGUUCCCUCGAAUCAACAACCUCAAUAAUCAUUUGUUUUUUUUACUGCGUUUAUACUUUUUUCGGUCGGUAAAUAGUCAAACAAAAAUCGGCCUCUGCUGCCGUUUAGGUCUCCAUGUUGAAUGGGUCGAUUUGAUUUUUUGUUUUCUAAUAAUAGUUUUCAUGUACAUUAGGGGGCUCAUUGAUCUGUUUCAAACUAUUGAGAUCAAUUGUAUCUGUAAGUUAAAUGUACUAAAACAAAUAUAAUUUUGUCGUUAAAGUUGCUGGCACUAAUGUUCACCUUUUUUAUAAUUUUUCUUCCUUAUUUCAUGAAUGUUUGGCCUUACUAAAACCUAAAAUGAAAUUAUUUUAAGAACACUUGUAAAGUUUACUUUUAGACACAAAUGGACAGACAAGUAUUGUACUGGCGUAUCAUUGAAAUUUCAAGAAAACAAGAUUUCACCCGCGACUUUUUUAAGUCUUUGUCGCCGACCGCCGUGUUAGAAAUUGUUUUUCUCUGAAUUUAUUGAACUCAGCAUUCGCCAGAUAAAUAAACUUUUAUUUCUGAA